Molecule: messenger RNA, 593 nt
Organism: Ruditapes philippinarum (Manila clam)
Lineage: Eukaryota; Metazoa; Mollusca; Bivalvia; Venerida; Veneridae
Product: fibronectin type III domain-containing protein 3B-like
Exons: 3
Molecular function (GO): protein binding
Source: RefSeq, a predicted model, not a curated record
UUCCAGAGGCACCACGUAAUUGUGUUUGUAAAUCUCCAACAGACAGUGCUAUAACACUUGAUUGGGAUGAACCUUCUCUACCUAAUGGUGAUUUAGUGAGAUAUCAUAUUAUAGUAUUGAAAACAAGUAACGAUUUUCAGCUCAGUGAUAAAACUAUAGGAACUGAAACACAAAAAGUGGUUGGAAAUCUACAACCAGGAACAUACUACAUUUUUCGGUUAUAUACAGAAAAUGAAGAAUAUAAUUCAACAAAUUAUGACCAGGUAUCAUCAGCUUGCAAAACUAGAGCUAAGAUGUCUGAAUCACCAACAAAGCUUGAAGUUACAGGAGUAACGAGUCGUGGUUUUAGUAUAUCUUGGGAGAAACCUGGAAAUACAUUCAGUGAGGAAAACUAUGGUUAUGUUCUACAGAUUAAAGAUGACACCGGCUCAUGCUGGAAAGAAGUUAUUUAUAGAUGCUCAGAUUGUGCUGGUAAUUUUCAAGUAAGUCUUUGAUUAAAGUCAUUUUUAUAUGAUUUGUUUAACAUUGUCGUAAUUAUUAUUGUAAUACAGAACACAACUAUGAAACUUAAUAGAGUUCAGAAUGAUUUUAGC